CAGUGUCGUGAUUGGUUUUGCCCCGUACACGUGGAUACGAUUUUUGGUUAGUUUUUUUCGGUGCUCCGGAAGGAUAUCGCCGCUCGUUGGAUCAUUUGCCUCGAGGAAUUGCUUUCGGUGAAAGGAAUUUCUCGACUUAGGCUAGGAUGUCACAUCACAGCGACGAUAACAUGCUGAUAGCAACCUCGGACUCCUUCUGGGAGCCGGGUAACUACAAACGAACGACCAAAAGGAUCGAGGACGGCCAAAAGCUCUGCGACAGUUUAAUAGCUCUGGUUCAAGAGAGGGCGGAGAUCGAGAAGAGUUACGCGAAAGCGUUGAAAAAUUGGUCGAAGAAUUGGAACGACAAGAUCGAGAAAGGCCCCGAAUACGGAACCACAGAGGCGGCGUGGAAAGGCGUUCUCGUUGAAUCGGACAGGUUAUGCGAUCUUCAUCUCAGGGUCAAAGAGAAUCUCUGCAACGACAUCAUACAGCAAGUGAAGACGUGGCAGAAGGACACUUAUCACAAGUCGAUGAUGACCCUGAAGGAGCGGAAAGAGAUGGAAGACGCGUUCAAAAAGGCGCAGAAACCGUGGGUGAAGCUUUUACAGAAGGUUGAAAAAGCGAAGUCAGAAUACCACAACAGCUGCAAAACCGAACGAACCGCCGCGAAUAUGGAGAGGAACGCCUCCGCGGACAGUUCGCUUUCGCCAGACCAGAUGGCCCGAGGCUCUGAAAACGUGAAGAAAAUGCAGGACAGAGUGCAAAAAACGAAGGAAGAAGUGCAGAAGGCCAAGGAGAAAUACGAGGCUACCCUGCAAGAAAUUAACCAAUACAACCCAAAAUACAUGGAGGACAUGACUCAGGUGUUCGAGAAGUGUCAAGAAAUGGAGGCGCAGCGGCUUCAGUUCUUCAAGGAGGUUCUAUUUGGCAUUCACAAGUGCCUAAAUAUAUCUCAGGAUCCAAUACUUCCACAAAUAUACGAAGAAUUCUAUCACACAAUCAACAACGCAGACCAUGAAAAGGAUCUGAAAUGGUGGUCGAAUAAUCACGGUGUGAAUAUGGCGAUGAAUUGGCCGCAGUUCGAGGACUACACAGAGGAAUUCCGUGACAUCACCAAGGGCUCGAAGUCCAAGGAGGCACUUCCGGCUGGCUCCAUCACGCUGAUCAAUCAACGCCCGGUCGGCGAGGAUCUGCAUGAAUUCCCACCAGUUAAUAAUAAAUCCAAGUCAAAGCCCAGUUCCCGGGUGAUAUCAACAGAUGAGAGUCAUGGAGAUAGCAAAACUGAUACAAUUAGUUCCAGCAAACAUUCUACAGAAAAGAAUAACCAUGAUGGCAAUUCUGUGAACAGAACGUCUACAAUUACUAAUGGUACAAAUGCUAAACAAGAAUCAAAUCCGUUUGAAGAAGAAGAAUGGGAUGAAGAUGGCGGUGAACCAUUAGUAGAUAAUGGAGAACCCGGUGUUCCUGUACGUGCGUUAUACGACUAUGAAGGAGCAGAAGCAGACGAGCUUAGCUUUAAACAAGGUGAUAUAUUUGAAAAAUUAGAAGACGAAGAUGAACAAGGAUGGUGUAAAGGAAGAAAAGAUGGAAGAGUAGGUUUGUAUCCUGCAAACUAUGUAGACCUUGUGUCUCAGUAAAUCACCAUGUGAAGCCAAAUUUCAUGAACACUGUUAGUUACUUAACACAUAAAGUGUAUGAAAAAAGAAACGAAAUUUUUAUUUUCUUGUUUAUUUCUCAGUGAAAUAGCGCCUUCUUAAAAUUUGUAAAUGUUGUUAGGUAAGAGUUACAUAAGACUAUACUAGAGGUCAAUCAUUUUAUGUGAUAUAAGAUGAUCACUAAAAAUAAUGAAUAUUAUAGUUCGAUGUAACAACUAAAUGAUACAAGUUUUACAAUUGAAAAUGUAACAGGCGUCAAGAAUGAUAUGAAACUGUGUGCAACCAUUUUGGUUCUUUUUCUCAGAUCAAUGUAGCUCAUUGCGAAUAGCACUUGCAAAGAAACAUUUACCCCGAUGGGUAAUAGUUUUCUGUAGGUAGGUAGGAUUAUCUGUAUCCAUCUAAUAGUUAGUACUAGACAAUAAGAUGGAUAAUA
Messenger RNA from Dufourea novaeangliae, 2070 nucleotides. RefSeq names its product protein kinase C and casein kinase substrate in neurons protein 2 (gene Synd). The transcript has 10 exons. Gene Ontology annotation, molecular function: phospholipid binding; protein binding. Gene Ontology annotation, biological process: regulation of endocytosis; cytoskeleton organization; plasma membrane tubulation. The coding region runs from base 147 to 1619 and encodes 490 amino acids. The record is from RefSeq and is a predicted model, not a curated record. Gene Ontology annotation, cellular component: endosome; plasma membrane; cytoplasm. NCBI's taxonomy places the organism in Eukaryota, Metazoa, Arthropoda, Insecta, Hymenoptera, Halictidae.